Molecule: messenger RNA, 1011 nt
Organism: Anneissia japonica
Lineage: Eukaryota; Metazoa; Echinodermata; Crinoidea; Comatulida; Comatulidae
Exons: 1
Coding region: 8-652 (214 amino acids)
Cellular component (GO): Set1C/COMPASS complex
Source: RefSeq, a predicted model, not a curated record
UCCGAACAUGCUGAUGCUAGGCCGGGAAAUUAAUCUUCCCGCUGAUUUGAUGUUUGUCCAGUGCCAGCCGGGGGAAGCUCAGGAAGUUGGGGACUACAUCUCAGAAUUGGUUCGUUCCAUUCGGGACGCUCACGAUAUUGCCAGGGAGACCCUCAAGGAGACUCAGAAGCGCAUGAAGAAGAAUUACGAUCUGCGUGUUCUGAAGCGGCCUUAUAAACGUGGGGAUAGGGUGUAUAUACUCGAUAACAGCACCCCCAAAGGCAAAUGCAAAAAACUUUGUCCUCCGUGGAAGGGUCCGGGAGUCAUAAUAGACGUCAUAACUCCGUGUUUAUUCAGGGUACAGUUGAGGAACAAAGUGAUGAUCCUCAAUCAUGAUAAGUUGAAGCCUUGCCUUGAUAGGCAGCUUCCCAAAUGGUUGAUUAACUAUGUUUUACCACCUUCCUCUUUACCUACAGAUAAUGCGGAUGAUGCCCCAGGAACGCUGUAUUGCAGUUGUCAUAAACCCUGGGCAGGCGCCUUUAUGAUUCAGUGCGAUUAUUGUGAUGUCUGGUAUCAUGGCUCAUGUGUAAACAUCUCGCCAUCGGAUGCCCUGGACAUUGAUUUGUAUAAGUGUGCCCAGUGUAGAAACCCUGGCCAGCUGACUAUUCACUAAUGUGUAGUGUUAAUAAUUAGUUCAAUUUCCCAUGUCCAUUUCUAACCACAUGUAUUGUAUUUCCUUACUCUCGCAGAAAUGGACAAGCAAGAUCAGCUGCCGUCCGUUGAUGAGAUGGACGUCCAACUUAGUGUGGCUGAGGAGAAUAACCUCCUCGCCGAUUCACCUCACCCGCCACCACUGGAGUCACUCCCGCCCGCAGAGCCGUUGCCGCCAGCAGAGUCGUCGUCAAUGGAGCCUGAGGCGGAUGUUCAUCCAGUGGAGCAAACUCCAUCCUCAGCCGAACCAUCCCAACCCGGAGCAGGAAAACGCCCAUCACUGCCUCCGGAGAAUGCUUGUGUUUGGCCGGGGUGUACUAU